AUGCCGGAGAAGGAUCAAGUGUCCUGGAACAUCUUGGCACAGAGGUAUGCCGCGGAGGGAAAUCUGGCCAUGGUGAGACAUUUCUUCAAGAGAAUGCCGAGGAGAGAUGUGGUUUCAUGGACCGCGAUGCUCGUCACGCACGCGAGGAGCUGGGAGAUCGACAAGGAAAUGUUCUUGUUUGAGAUUAUGCCCGGGAAGGAUGUGAUCGCCUGGAAUAUCAUGAUCGCCGCCAUGCCAGAUCGGGAAAUCUCCACACUGCCAAGAACCUCUUCGACAGCGCUCCAACGCGGGGCCUGGUUUCUUGGAACAUGGCGGUCGAGGCCUACGCCGAGCACAGCUAGCUCCAAGAAGCGAACUCCCUGUUUGCGCCAUGCCUUGCCGCGAUAUCUUCUCCUGGAACGCAAUGCUCCAAGCGUACCUUCGAGCUCUUCUUCGAUCGAAUACCGGAACUGGACGUCGUGGCGUGGAACAGCGCCAUGCAAGGCGCACGCCGAGCGAGGCCUGGUGGACGAAACCUUGCGAUUGUUCCACGCAAUGCCGGCGUGGAGCGUCGUCUCCUGGAUGAUCCUCGUCUCGCGGCGGGCAUUUAAAAGAAGGAAGUAUUUGACGGGGCCAGGGAUCGAAACGUGGUCACCUGGAACGCCAUGCUUGCGUGCUAUGGCAGCGCGCGAAAUAUUCGAUUCCAAGAUAAAAUGGAAUGUCUUGGGCUUUGAUGAUAUAAACGAUAGCUUGGAAGAAGCACAAAAUCUUCUCAAAACCUUGCCCUCAGAGAAACCACUGGCCUGGAACUUGUUCAUGCAGCACAUGCCCAAGUUGGCCAAAUUGAGGAGCGCGAUCCCUGUCAAGGCCAUGGCAGCAGCAUGUUUGCAGUUUGGGCGUCUCGAACGCAAGAUCUUUGAGACAAUGCCGGAGAGGAACACUGUUUCCUGGAACGCAAUGCUUCAUGGCUAUGCCAAAAACGCUCAUGCUGUAGAAGCCUUGGAUCUUUACAAGAGGAUGGCGUGUGCCCGAUGCCAAUUCUCAUCGCCAGGCUUGCUCGCUCCAUCCUUGGUCGCCCCGGCAAGAUCCCAGAGGCCCAAGAGCUGCUCCACAGCCAACCAUGUUGCCUACACUGCUCUUUUAAACUCCUCCAGAAAUGCUGCUCUAGCUUCUUCACUGAGGUCAUCCCCUGUGGAUACCAUGUAUGUUCUGUUGUCCAACUUAGCUGCCCAAAAUGCUACCUUUCACAUUAUUGGCUUUAUAUACCAUGCUUCAGCUAUAAGUUUUACUUCUGUUUUAAGAGAAUACCUCAUGACUUUGAUGAAGCCAUAUGUACCUGCGCAGUAUCCUUAUUUCUCUUUGCUUAUAAAUGUUGCAUUGAGGUUGGACGGAUGCUGA
This is a messenger RNA of Selaginella moellendorffii, 1377 nucleotides long. Its product is annotated as pentatricopeptide repeat-containing protein At4g02750-like. The record is from RefSeq and is a predicted model, not a curated record. Lineage: Eukaryota; Viridiplantae; Streptophyta; Lycopodiopsida; Selaginellales; Selaginellaceae. Bases 1 to 1377 code for a protein of 458 amino acids. The transcript has a single exon. Gene Ontology annotation, molecular function: protein binding.